AUGAGGUCUCGCAUUGUCGUGCUGGUAGACAAUGCCAUGUGGUUGUUGCUGCAUAAAGGGGGAGAUGAAGACCGCGAGACAAGUGAAGGGAUGAUGGUUGUGAAGGUGGAGAUACAAAAAGCAAGACAAGUGGAGAGGAUGAUGGUUGUGAAGUCUCACACGAUGCAUUGUCAAACUGCCAGACAUGUUUACUGCACCGGGAUUCUAACUGUUCGCCCUGCUCCCGACUUCCUAUCGGUGUUGGUAUUCUAUAGGCGAACAGACAAGCGGUUCUCCGUCAUAGCUUCAGGCAUGGAUAGGACUGUCAUUACGCUAUGGGUGUUAGUUAUCCUGGACAGUUGUACAGCAUACGAGCGACAAUCGUUUAACUCGUACAGCUCCUGGUCAAGAAGCAAUUCUAGAAAUGGCUACCAAUCAUCCAGCUCAUCUGCCGCGGCGGCAGCUGCAGCAGCGUCGGCAGGUGCUGGCUAUGGAUCAUCCGCAGCUGCAUCUGCUUCGGCAUCAGCCUCCGCUUCUUCCUCGGUAGGGCGAUACAGAUCUGCUGAGCAGCAGCCCCGGCCUCAGCAGUACAGAUCUCCAAACGGCUACUCCUCGCCCUUUGAAGGGAGUCUGAGGACCUCGAGACCCAACGGUGCGGCGCCGCGACCUACAGCCAGACCUUCGACCUACUAUCGUCGUAAUGGCGCCGGCUCCGCGCCUCCCAGCACCAAGCAGUGCACGUCUUCGUUGCAGUGUUACUGCUGUAGGUGGUCGUCAAGGGAAGAGCCCACUCAGCAGGUGUGUUCACAGCCUCGCGUUAUCCUGACCCACAGCGAGGUCUGUAUACAGUGGUCUGGAUCCAGCUGUGUCGACUCGCAAAGGCAAAUCAGUCAGGAAACCGACGGCAGUAUAAGUCAACCAUGUAGCUCCACCCGAGCCGUUAGAGAGUGUGAUAACUGCUGUGCCACGGCGAUAAACCUGUUACGUCAGGCUCUGUGCGGCACCUCCCCCACCAAUGGGAGGAGGAGGAAUGGCGGCUACUACCCCGAGACAGGUCGACCUGGAGCAGGUGUCCAGAGGCAGCUGGAACGACAGAGACAGGUAGAGCGAGAGAGACAGAUCGAAAGAGAGAGGCAAGUAGAGAUCGAGAGACAGAGACAGAUUGAGCGCGAACGACAGGCGGAGUUAGAUAGACAGCGAGAAGCGGAGGCAGAGAGACAGAGGCAGGAAGAGGAAGCACGUAGGAAAGCGGAAGAGGCAGCGAGGCAGGCCGCUUACGAAGCUGCGCUGGCGAGUCAGAGACAGACCACUGAUGCUGCGGAGAGAAGGGCACAGGAGCUUGCCGACCGACUGGCAGAGCUUGAGGCACAGUAUCAAGCCAAAGUUCAAGCUCAGGCUCAAGCUGAGGCCGAGGCUCAGAGGAAAGCUGAGGAAGAGGCUGCACGCCAGGCGGAUAUCGAGCGACAGAGGCAGGCAGAUUUACAGGUGCAGCAAGAAGCUGCAGAUUUAGCUCAGAGGGAAGCCGACGCGGCUCAGCGCCGGGCAGACCUUGAAGCAGACGCGUUGGCUGCUCUCCUGGCGGACCAGAACGGACAGAGAGAGGCAGACGAACGGGCGGCCGCGGAAGAAGAACGCAGACGGCAGCUGGACAGCGACAGACUCGCAGACGCCGUGGCGCGAUGUGCGGAGGAACUCGAGAGACAGCGGGCGGAGCUAGAAAACGCUCGGAUACAGGCGCAGCUCGAAGCCGAGGAACUGGCGAAGAUAGAAGCAGAGGAAAAGUCGAGGAAGGCGAUGCAGAGAAUCCACGACCUGUCGUUAAGGAGACCGACGCACCGUCCGAAAUAUAGACCGCCCCAGAGAUCGCAGUACAAGCCUCCUCGAAAACUGCAGCCAACGCCUCAGUACCCGUACGAUCGGCGACCGCAGCCGACGUCACGCUACCGACCCCAGCCUACGUCACAGUACAGAAGACCUGCGCCCACAUCACAAUACAGAAGACCUGCGCCCACGUCACAAUACAGACCUCGGCGUCCUUAUCAACCGACGUCACAGUACCAGCCGCAGAGACAGCCGGUUCGCCAGCCUCAGACUCUGUGCAGGGGCGACAAGGAGGUGGAGCCCUGUAGCUCGUCCAGAGCAACUUCUUACCCUCAGAGGCAGCCGUAUAGAAAUGGAUCCUCCCGUGCCCAGAUAUCCUGCUGCACGACCUCCCUGGCCAUCAAGACGGCGUGCUGCUCUGCAGGGUUUUCACGCUUCUCCUCCCAGGAUUGCUGCACGAGCAAGAGCGAUCAGGGGACCAACGGUUCACGUGGAUCGAGGUAUCCCUCCUCGAAUGGACGGCCCAACUGCUGUUCUUCAUCCACCGCCGCGCUCACCUCGUGUUGUGUGAGUGUCAACUGGAUCGCCGUCUGCUGUUGAGGUGUGUCACCUCUAGGCAUCUUAGUUAUUAACACUGAUAUAGACUAGUUAACACUGAUAUAUGCCAGUUAACCGCGAUAUACCGUAAAUCCUUGAAUAUAAGCCUGAUUAGAGGCCAGGUCUGAAAGCGUGUUGGGGAAAAUAUACGCCUGCCUUGAUUAGAGGCCGGGUUUCAGAGCUUCAUUUGGGCAAAAUAGAGGCCUGCCUUGAAUACAAACCUGCCCUGUCAGGUCAGGCCAGGUCAGGCCAGGUCAUAGGGUUUAACGUGCAUAUUCAGAGCAAACUGUCAUGGGCGCAGGUGUCGAGGUACGCCAACACCUUCGUCCAGGACUGGAAAGGGUUUGGGAGUGGGUGGGAGAAUGGACCACACCACGCUUGGCAAGUGCAAGAGAGCACUAGCAGCACGACCAGAAGCCUAUCUUACAUAUCUAGCUUUGUCAGGUUAAUGAUCAUGUUAUAUUCGUCACUUCCCAUCAUGGCAUCAAAAGCUUAUUACCACAAGGUGAGAACAACAGAAAAGAAGGACUUUUUUUGUACCUCCUCAGUGAGGUAGGAGAUGUCCUCAGGUAUAAAGCAACGUUUGGAAGUCUACAUUAAAAGAUGAUAUUACAACAAGGUCAUGUUAGAAAUGUUUUAAUGCUAAAAAUGGGCACCUACCUUGUACAGAAGCCUAUCUUGAAUAGAUGCCGAGUCUCGGUGCAUCACAAAAAAAAAAAAUACAAGCCUGGCCUUACAGUCAAGGAUUUACGGUACGCUGCAAAAAUAUUGAGGCGUUUUUAGUUAUUAGCUAUGAUGCAUUCUUGAAAUACAUAUCUUAGUUAUUAUCACUGAUACGUACUACAAAUGAACCUGGGUAGUUUAGUUAGUAACCAUGAUAUAUACUAUAAAAUAAUGUAGGUAGUAACAUAUAGUGUAUAACAGAUCAUAGGUAGUUUAGUUAUUAACAGAAAUAUAUUGGAUAAAUUAAUCUAGGUAAUUUAGUUGUUAGCAGUAAUAUAUUGUAUAAAAUAAUCUACCUAGUUUAGUUAUUAACAAUAACAUAUUACAUAACAUAAUCUACGUAGUUUAGUUUUUAACAGUUAUACAGUAUAUAAUAAUUAUUAAUAGUGAUAUAUAUUCUACAAAAUGUCUACGUUGUUUAGUUAUUGAUAUAUUAAAUAUUUUAGGUAGUUUUGGUUAUUAACAAUGAUAUAUACUUAAACAAAUAUACUAUAGGUAGUUUAGUUACUGUCCGUGAUAUAUCAAAUAAAACGUAUCUAGGUAGUUUUGUUAUCAAUAGUGAUAUAUUCAGCGAAACCUUUAGGUAUUUGGUUUUACUAACAGAAAAAUAUAGAUAGUUAUUAACAGUGACAUAUUCUACAAACAUCUAGUUAUUUUAGUAAGCAACUUACUACCGGUGAUAUAAACAAAAUCUAGGCUAUUUAGUUAUCAUUAACUAUAUAUCUUUUUUUUAAACCUGUAGGUAGAUUAGUUAUUAACUGUGGUAUAUUAUAUAACAAAAUCUAGAUAGUCUAGUUAUUAACAGACAUAUUCUAUUUGAAAACGCUCGAUAUUUUCUAUUUUAAUUUGAUAUUAUAUACUCUUCAA
Messenger RNA from Gigantopelta aegis, 3987 nucleotides. Its product is annotated as polyglutamine-repeat protein pqn-41-like. The transcript is spliced from 7 exons. The record is from RefSeq and is a predicted model, not a curated record. NCBI's taxonomy places the organism in Eukaryota, Metazoa, Mollusca, Gastropoda, Neomphalida, Peltospiridae. The coding region runs from base 1 to 2400 and encodes 799 amino acids.